GGCAUCAAGCACCUAGCUAUGGACAUUGUGUUUGUGUGCCGUUGAUUUUGUGCGUGUGUGCCUGUGUGUGUGUGUGUGUGACACUGUGUGUAAGUGUGUGUGUGUGUGUGUGCUUCUGUGUGUCACCGUGUGUGUGUGUACAAAGGAGACAGAGAGAGAGAGAGAGAGAGAGAGAGAGAGAGAGAGAGAGAGAGAGAGAGAGAGAGGGAAACGGAGAGAUGCAGUUCCUUAAACCAGUACGUACUUUGAGUACGAAUCUAGCCAUGACUAAGAAAUCGUUCUUGUCCACAUCCCUCCCUAGCAGUGGGGACGAGAAGGUGAGGAUGGGGAAGGCGUUUCUAGAGGGUGAAGGGGGCAUCGUGCAAGACAACACCGAGGCAGCAAAGUGGUUUGCAAGAGCGGCGAGGGAGGGGCAUGCGGAAGGGCAGUACUGGUUUGGCAGAAUGCUUUAUGAGGGAAAAGGGUUCGAGCAGGACUCUGUCAAAGCCAUUAAAUGGCUGCGAAGGUCGGCAAAGCAGGGACUCCCUGAGGCAUUCUGGAUGCUGGGAAAGAUGUACCAGACUGGGAAUGGGAUGCGCAAAAGUAGUGCCAAGGCAUUCAGUUACUUUCAAAUUGCGGCUGAGCAUGGCAUCUCCGAUGCACAUUAUGAGCUCGGAAAUUGCUUCCAGUCAGGGAUCGGUGUGGACAAGAAUGCUGAGAAAGCACGAAUGCAUCAUCUGAUUGCAGCGCAAAAGGGACAUGCACUGGCAUGUGGCAAAUUGCCAAAGGAGUUGUGCGAGGUGCUUUUGGUAUGUCAAAGAAUAGCAUCUGGGAAGAACGGCUGCACUCUGAAUUCGUCCAGCGCAGCACGACCCACCACCCUAUGGGGAGAGGAUAUCAACCGUGCCAGGUCAUCGGGGGGUAAUCGAGUGCCGAGAGCGCAGCGACGUGGCGGAGAGGUUCAGCCGAGGCGAUCCAGAUCGUUGGAGGCUUUGAGCCAUCUCAAGGCCCAGCAUGGCGAAGGAUGGGGUUGUCGUCAAGCCAUAGCCGAUGACUGGCACUUCAUCCUUCCUCGAACGCGGAGUGAAGAAGGAGGAGGAGGAGGAGGAGGAGGAGGAGGAGGAGGAGGAGGAGGUCAUUCGACUCCAGUGGCACCUCGCACGCACAACGCUACUGCCGUUGGGAGGAGGACAACCACUGGUGCAAAUGGUGGCGGCCUCGCGUGUACUAAUACUGGUACUAACCGGGAUGAUAAUCAAGGUGGGAAUGACCAUAACCACGAUCAUGGUCAUGAUGUUCUCGAUCACCGAAGUAGCUGGCAGGAAUCCAUGGCGAUGUCUCAGACAGCACUGCCAGGUGAAUAUCGUGCCCGUCAUAGUCGGCGUCGCUCAGGACAUGUGCAGGAAAGGGAUGAGAAGUGGCGUGAAGAUUCUCAUCCUGCCAGUGGGAGCACAGUCUGGGGGGAUGCUGAUGUCGAUCAUGGGUUUGGAGGCGAUGGGAACGGGGAAAUGAUCGGAUGGCAGAGGACGUCAACGAGCAGCCUACCUGAUGACUGGCAAGCAAUCGUUGCCGAGAUGAAGUACCGAGUUGCAGAGUCCGAAAAGAAUCUUGCACGUCCUCUCAGCUCUGUUCCGGUGUCGUCGAAUGGCAAUCAUAGCAUCCGAUCCAUUGCAACGAGUUCUGUCCCGGUAUCAAAUGGAAGUCACUGUGGCGUUGUCACUACAAGUACUAGCAGAAGUAGCAGCCAUAGCUGCUGCAGCAAUUCAGGCGUCUGUUGCGGCAGCGGCGGUACUGGUACUAGUUGUAGUGAGGAGAAGAGCCGAAGGAAGGAGAACCCAAUGGAGGACAGUCCAGAUCUUGUGCGCUGUCAAAGAGGAGAUUCUGAAGGCUUCCACGGUCUAGAUUCCGUUCACUCUCAAGGAGACAAAGACGUCCAAGCAGAAGCAACUGCAACCACACCGACAUCGAGAGUAGCAGGAAAAGAAGAAGACAAAGAAAAAGGAGAAGGAGGAGGAGGAGGGGGAGGAGGAGGAGGAGGAGGAGGAGGAGGAGGAGGAGGAGGAGGAGGAGAAGUCGCACGUGCUGAGAAGAAGAAGAUUGCACAGCAGUGGCAGCCCCUUUGGACAGGGAGAACGCCGGCAGACGAGGAGAGCCUAGCCCAGGCAACAGCCUGGCUCCACAGCGCAGCAAUCAAUGGUGAUGAUUCGGCCCAAGCGUUGCUUGCGGACUGCUUCAUGGAAGGAAGAGGUGUGCAUCGCAACGAGCUGGAAGCCUUCUUUUGGUACAGGAAAGCGGCAGAGGCAGGCCACCCGGGGGCGCAAAAUGCGCUUGGCUGGUGCUAUCUCAACGGGACGGGUGCCAACGUCCAUGAGAAGACGGCAAUCGCCUGGUUUCGAAAAGCCAUCGAGAAGGACAACUCCUCGGCUCAAAACAACCUCGGGCUGUGCUAUUAUGAAGGAUGGGGAGUGGAGCAGAACCUGGAGAUGGCGGCUACGUGGUUCCAGCGAGCGGCCGAACAAGGGAAUCCUCUGGCCCAAUGCAACCUGGGCCUGUGCUACUGGCAUGCGCGGGGCGUGCGGCAGAAUUUGGAACUGGCAGAGCAAUGGCUGAGAAGAUCAGCGCAUCUGUCAGACUCCAGAGCUCAAAGAGAACUGGCGAUACUGCUGAUGGAGAAGGCUUCGGUCGUUCCCAGGCUGUCACCGAGGGCGGAGGGCGCUGAAGUUGCUGAACUGCCUUCCCUCCGCCGCCCAACCGCAAAACAGUACUGUAACAAAGUUUGACAUCAUCAUCAUCAUCAUCAUCAUCACAGACUCUGAGCUGGUCGUUCAAGGUGUGCAGGUGGACCACCUCCCUGCUCCCUCAGGCUGAGCUGUUCUAGGCAACCUCUCAGGGCCUGGAGCAAUGGAGCAUCGCAUCAACUUCGAUCAAUGACAUUAAAUUUUUUACUUUUCUUUUCUAAGUUCGAAACUUUGCAUUUGAAUUU
Chara braunii is the source of this 2962-nucleotide messenger RNA. Lineage: Eukaryota; Viridiplantae; Streptophyta; Charophyceae; Charales; Characeae. The record is from the annotation of a GenBank genome assembly.